AUGUCCUCCUCUCUCCGUUCGGUGAACCCAAACGCCGAAAGCAUGGAUAAAGCCGCGGCUUUGUUCAUGAACAUCAACGCCGCGAAAGGUUUGCAAGACGUCAUGAGAACCAAUCUCGGGCCGAGAGGGACGAUUAAGAUGCUCGUCGACGGUGCCGGAGGCUUGAAGCUGACGAAAGAUGGCAACGUUCUGUUGAAAGAGAUGCAGAUUCAAAACCCGACGGCGAUUAUGAUUGCGCGGUCGGCGGUGGCGCAAGACGACAUUUCCGGCGACGGGACCUCGUCGACGGUGUUAAUCACCGGGGAGUUGAUGAAACAAGCGGAGCGGUAUUUGAACGAAGGCGUGCACCCGAGAGUGAUUGUAGAAGGUUUGGAGGCUGCGAAGAAGAGCGCGAUUGAGUUUUUGAAACAGUUUCGCGUGGAAACGGGAGGCGUGGAGAAUCCGGACCGAGAGAUGUUGUUGUGCGUGGCGAGGACGGCGUUGAGGACAAAGUUGGAAGAGCAUUUGGCGGAUAUGUUGACGACUAUCGUCACGGACGCGGUGUUGUGCAUUUCCAGACCGCAAAUGCCGAUUGAUUUGCACAUGGUGGAAAUUAUGACGAUGAAGCACAAGGAAGAUUCGGAGACGAAGUUGAUUAAAGGGUUGGUUUUAGAUCACGGGUCGAGACAUCCGGAUAUGCCGAAACACGUGGCUGAUGCGUAUAUUUUGACGUGUAACAUAAGCAUGGAGUACGAAAAGUCCGAGGUGAAUUCGAGUUUUAUGUACUCGGACGCGGAGCAAAGAGAGAAGAUGGUCGAGGCGGAGAGGAAGUUUACCGACGACGUCGUGAGACAAGUCAUCGCGUUGAAGAAGAAAGUCUGCGAAGGGAACGAUAAAGGAUUCGUGGUGAUCACGCAGAAAGGUAUCGACCCGAUUUCGUUGGAUAUGUUGGCGAAAGAGAAUAUUUUAGGAUUACGACGAGCGAAGAGGAGAAAUAUGGAACGAUUAGUUUUGGCGUGCGGCGGGGUGUGCGUGAACUCGCCGGAGGAGUUAUCGCCGGAAGUUUUAGGCCACGCGGGUGAAGUGUACGAACACAUUUUAGGAGACGAAAAGUUUACGUUCAUCGAGGACGUCUCGAACCCGACGUCGUGCACGAUUUUGUUAAAAGGUCCGAACCAACACACGAUCAUUCAGUUGAAAGACGCCGUGAGAGACGGUUUGCGCGCGGUGAAGAACACUUUAAUCGACAAGGCGGUCAUCCCUGGAGCCGGGGCGUUCGAGGCUGGUUUGUUCGUCCACUUGAACGAAGUGACGAAGAAAACGGUGGAAGGAAGAGCCAAGAGAGGCGUGGAGGCUUUCGCGGAAGCUAUGCUCGUCAUCCCGAAAACAUUAGCGGAGAACUCGGGGUACGACGCGCAAGACGCGGUCAUUUCGCUCACGGACGAACACGAAAACGGAAACAUCGUCGGUAUUGACGUGACGACCGGUGAGCCGUUCGACCCGACGACGAGUGGCGUGUACGAUAACUAUUUGGUGAAGAUGCAAAUUUUGCAAAGCGCGCCGGUUGUUGCGACGCAGUUGUUGUUGGUAGAUCAAGUGUUAAGAGCCGGCGUGAACAUGCGCGGUCGCGGACCGGCUGAAUAA
Molecule: messenger RNA, 1623 nt
Organism: Bathycoccus prasinos
Lineage: Eukaryota; Viridiplantae; Chlorophyta; Mamiellophyceae; Mamiellales; Bathycoccaceae
Product: T-complex protein 1 subunit zeta
Exons: 2
Coding region: 1-1623 (540 amino acids)
Biological process (GO): protein folding
Cellular component (GO): chaperonin-containing T-complex
Molecular function (GO): ATP-dependent protein folding chaperone; ATP hydrolysis activity; ATP binding
Source: RefSeq, a predicted model, not a curated record